This is a messenger RNA of Boleophthalmus pectinirostris (great blue-spotted mudskipper), 378 nucleotides long. RefSeq names its product serine/threonine-protein kinase pim-1-like. The record is from RefSeq and is a predicted model, not a curated record. Gene Ontology annotation, biological process: protein autophosphorylation; regulation of mitotic cell cycle; negative regulation of apoptotic process. NCBI's taxonomy places the organism in Eukaryota, Metazoa, Chordata, Actinopteri, Gobiiformes, Gobiidae. Gene Ontology annotation, molecular function: protein serine/threonine kinase activity; ATP binding. Bases 1 to 378 code for a protein of 125 amino acids. The transcript has 3 exons. Gene Ontology annotation, cellular component: cytoplasm.
AUGUCCAGUCUCCCUUUAGAGGUGGCUCUGCUGAUGCGAGUGACUCCUCCUCCAGUGUGGCUCCUCGACUGGUACGACCUGGGAUCUGAGGUGGCACUGGUCAUGCAGAGACCUGAACCCUGCGUAGAUCUACUGGACUACAUUACAGAACAAGAGUCUAAAUGCUUGGAGACGACGGUUGCUCAGGGCAUUUUUCCUCAGUUGGUGGAGGCGGCUAUCGAAAUGGAGGCUAAAGGAGUGUUCCACCGGGAUAUUAAACCUGACAACAUUCUGAUCGAGACUGGAGCAGAUGUGCCCAGAGGCAGGUUCAUCGACUUCGGCUGUGGGACCACCUUCACUCCUGGACAGAUGUUUGAUGAACCACAAGUUUUACAGUAA